Messenger RNA from Candidula unifasciata, 2029 nucleotides. The record is from the annotation of a GenBank genome assembly. Lineage: Eukaryota; Metazoa; Mollusca; Gastropoda; Stylommatophora; Geomitridae.
GAUCAUUGUCGGAGUGUUUUAUGAAGACAUGGCCAGGAGAGUAUUUUGCCAGGCUUACAAGGAGAAACUCUAUGGCAAGAAGUACGUGUGGUUUAUCAUUGGCUGGUACCCAGAUAACUGGUACAGGGUCAAGGACGACCGCCACAACUGCACCGUUGAGCAGCUGGAGGAAGCUCUGGAGGGUCACUUCACCACAGAGGCGGUCAUUCUACAUCAGGAGCCCACCUUGACCGAUGUUGGGAUGACUGCCAAGGAAUUUACCCAACGAUUAAAUGAGAGACUGAACACCACUGACACAAGUCUGAUCACAGGAUAUCCUGAAGCUCCGCUGGCCUAUGAUGCUGUUUGGUCAGUGGCUUUUGCCUUCAACAAAACAGUGAAGAAGCUUGCAGAGAAAGGCAUGAAACUUGAAGAUUUUGAUUAUUACAAUGAUGAAAUAACCAAUGCAAUAUACUCAGCAAUGAAUUCCACAAAGUUUCUGGGGAUCUCUGGCAAUGUGGCUUUCACAGCCAAAGGUGAUCGGAUAGCCUGGACACAAGUGGAGCAGUUUAUUAAUGGAUCCUAUGUGAAACUUGGAGUCUAUGAUGCUGUAGCAGAUAACUUAACCUGGUAUAACAAGGAGAAAUGGUUAGGUGGGCGACCUCCUCCAGAUCAUACCCGUGUCAUUGAUCAUUUGAGAGUAGUGUCUCCUACCUUGUUCUACUCCAUGUGUGGCCUGGCUGGCGUUGGCAUCUUGGCCGGGAUGCUGUGUCUUGUUUUCAACUAUUCCAACAGAAACAGGCAGUGUGUAGCUUUCUCACAGCCUGCCAUCAACAACUUGACUGUGAUUGGCUGUAUGAUCUGUCUUGGCUGCAUUGUCCUCCUGGGAUUGGACGGCAAGUUUGUACCAGCACACACCUACCCUGUUAUCUGCCAGAUUCGAGCUUGGCUGUUGUCUCUGGGCUUUACAUUGAGCUAUGGCUCCAUGUUCUCAAAAAUCUGGACAGUUCAUCAGAUGACAACAACUCGCAGGAAGGAGAGAGCUAGAGUUCAGGCUUGGGAACUCUUCACUGUUCUUGCAAUUUUAAUCCUGAUUGAUAUCGGAGUUCUUACCGCCUGGCAAGUUCUUGAUCCACUUCAGAGAAAACUGGAAAUAUUUGCUCGCAUUCAGCCGACCAACACUGAAGAUGAUAUUGAACUUCUACCACAGCUGGAACAUUGCAAUUCAGAAAACUUGAAUGUGUGGUUGGGUGUGCUGUUUGGCUACAAGGGAAUUCUCCUCAUAUUUGGACUCUUCCUGGCUUAUGAAACCCGCAGUGUUAAACUGAAACAAGUCAACGAUUCUCGUUUUGUGGGAAUGAGCAUCUACAACGUUGUGGUCCUGUGUGUAAUCACUGCCCCUAUUUCCCUUAUUAUCGGAAACCAAGAGGAUGCCACUUUUGCAUUUGUUUCUUUGGCCAUCAUCCUGUGCAGUUUUCUGUCCAUGGGGCUCAUCUUUGUACCUAAGGUGAAGGAGGUGAUUCAGAACCCUCCAAGAGACGGCAGUGAAGUAAAGAGUUUAACAGAUUCUUUAGUUAGCAGAGAGGAAGAAGAAAGACAUCAAAAGAUGCUUGCAGAAAAUGAACAACUGAAGAAACAGAUUGCUGAGAUGGAAGAUCGUAUUCGAGAAUUAAACCAGAAGCUCCAAGAAAGAGCUCGUCAACGAAGUGUCAUGUCUAACACAUCUGUAACAACUGCCAGCACAAACGCUAGCACCAAACCAGCCUCAACCAACAGAGUGGUCUUUCUUGACCCCCACAUCUCCGACAGCCAUGCCAGGAAGCCAUCUUGGCCUCAGUCUGCUGCCAAUGAUCACUCGGUGAUCACUCAUAAUGCCAUAAAAUCGGCUUCGUCUCAGAACCUGACCACACCCAGUCUAAUUGCUGUUGAUGCUAACUCUGAUUCGGGUCUUGCUUCAUACAGCUAUGGAAAGAAUUCUUACAAUGAAAGGAAAGGCUCAACUUCUGAUAUUAUGGAGAUUUCAGCCACUUCUAGCAACUUUCAGCUAUAA